AUGGCGUCAGCGGCAUAUGGGAAAAUUCUCGUCAGGUAUUUCGAGAUAACUCAAGAGCUCGUUAAGGCACCAGACGCUCGGUCGAGAACGGCAAAUACACGCUCAUCAAGCCCUCAAGAGUCCAAAGGGGUUUCUGAGAGAGUUUUAGGAAAAUCGACAGACUCCGCUGCGCAUACAGAUCCCACAGGAGAUGCCGUGGCUCGGCUUCUUGCACAACAGGCUCAUGCAUUGAUCACAAUCCACAAAGAUUUGUCGUCGAAUAAGAGCAUUGUCAACGUCAAUCAGGGUCUCCUCAAAAGAAGAAUAGCAGACUUGAUCUCCAUCUCGUCAUCCAAAUUUUACGCCUACCGCUAUGACCUCCUCCCUGUCGUAUGGCGUCAGAUAUACACUGACGCUUCCAUCCUUGACUCUUUUAGCCUCAUUGUGCAACCACUCAUAAAUGAUGGCAUUGUCCCAGAUGAGCUUCUAGAUCUUGUCGUUGAGAAGCUUGACAGAGCACUCAUCACGGCUGGUGGUGGUGGACGACAACAAUGGCUGGAAGAGACGAUACGGAUGCUUGAAGUAGCCUGGACGGCGAAUGAGGAACCUGAGAGGCCAACAAAGCGUCAAAGAUAUGACACUUCGACGCAAUGCUUUUCCAACUACCAGCCUCACGGACAACCGAGGCUCUCACCUACGAGGGAAUGUCCUCGACACUCGGGCUGGACAAUGCCACAGUUUGAAGACUACAUGAAUAGCAACAACCGAGAGCCUCAGCCUGUCAUCUUCACAGAUUUAAUUACAGGGUGGCCUGCUCUCACAGACCGCCCCUGGAAGGAUCCGGAGUAUCUCCUCUCUCAGACUUUUGGGGGGAGACGUCUGGUACCGGUUGAAAUCGGUAGAAGUUAUGUUGAUGAGGGUUGGGGACAAGAACUUAUACAGUUCCGCGAUUUUCUUGAUCGCUAUGUUACAGGACAAACAGAUAGCAUUGGCUAUCUCGCCCAGCAUAACCUCUUCCAUCAGAUCCCUUCUCUUCGUAACGACAUAUACGUACCGGACUUCUGCUGGGUCGACGUCCCACCUCAUCCAACAACUCCGUCUCUAAAUCAGCCGCCAGUUGACCUGCCCCAGCUCAACGCCUGGUUCGGCCCAGCGCGCACUAUCACGCCUCUUCACACCGAUGGCUAUCAUAACCUGCUCUGUCAGGUCGUUGGAACAAAAUAUAUCCGUCUGUAUCCUCCUCGCGCAACAUAUGCGAUGCAGCCGCGGGUAUCCGAGCAUGGUGUUGAUAUGAGUAAUACGAGUAGAUUGGAUGUAGGUGUGCUUGAGGGAUGGGAUGAGAAACCUAAGGAUAUGAAUGACGAAGAUGUCCAAAGGAUGAGGAAACAGCUCGAAGGUAUCGAGUAUUGGGAGUGUAUCCUUAAACCAGGAGACACACUGGUUAUUCCUAUCGGAUGGUGGCAUUAUGUGAGAAGUCUAAGCGUGAGCUUCAGUGUAAGCUUCUGGUGGAAUUAG
Fusarium proliferatum ET1 is the source of this 1494-nucleotide messenger RNA. RefSeq lists its product as uncharacterized. Lineage: Eukaryota; Fungi; Ascomycota; Sordariomycetes; Hypocreales; Nectriaceae. The record is from RefSeq and is a predicted model, not a curated record. The transcript has a single exon. Bases 1 to 1494 code for a protein of 497 amino acids. Gene Ontology annotation, molecular function: 2-oxoglutarate-dependent dioxygenase activity.